AUGUUAAACAAAUUGCAAACCGAUAUUUCAUCUCGAUUUUCAGAUGUUAAAUUACACGAAAAAUCGUUGCGUUUAUUUGAAAAUCCAUUCAAUAUUGAUGAAAUUGAUGUCGAUACUUCUUUUCAACUUGAACUUAUCGAGUUAAAAACAAAUUCAUUUUACUAUGAUGAAUUUCAAACAAUGAAAAAAAAUGAUAUUUUAAAAUUUUAUUCAACGCUUUCACACGAAGAUUUCCCUGCUUUGAAAGACAUUAUGAUGAAAAUGGCAACUGUAUUUGGCUCGACGUAUAUAUGUGAACAAAUAUUUUCACGGAUGAAACAAACAAAAUCAGUUCAUAGAUCGCGACUUACGGAUGAACACCUUCAUUCAAUUUUGAGGAUUCAAACAACUAAAUUCCAACCAGAUUUUUCAUUAUUAGUCAAAGAAACAAAAGUUCAAAUUUCACAUUAA
Molecule: messenger RNA, 450 nt
Organism: Macrosiphum euphorbiae (potato aphid)
Lineage: Eukaryota; Metazoa; Arthropoda; Insecta; Hemiptera; Aphididae
Source: the annotation of a GenBank genome assembly